AUGGCGAAGUCUGUUGCUGGAAUCCGUCCUACAGUUGCAAUCCUAAUUGCUUUCCUUCUCAUUGUUUCCUUGGUGGUGCCAACGGCAGAGGGAGUAAUAUGCCCGCUGGAGUCGAAGCGUAGCAAGACAUGGUCAGGGGUUUGUGUCCAAUCCAAGAACUGUGACAAACAAUGCAAGACAUGGGAACGUGCAAAGCACGGUGCCUGCCAUGCAACUUAUGGCAAAGUUCUCGGUGUGAAGGUUCUCGCAGUUCUGCUGGAUCGGAGAGAACCUACGCGUGUUGUUUCUAAGUAA
Prunus armeniaca (apricot) is the source of this 294-nucleotide messenger RNA. NCBI's taxonomy places the organism in Eukaryota, Viridiplantae, Streptophyta, Magnoliopsida, Rosales, Rosaceae. The record is from the annotation of a GenBank genome assembly.